AGGGCUGAUAACGCCGCCGCGCCGCAGCCUUGAUGGCAGCCGUGCAGAGCGAGACCUGCACGUAACUUGCAGCUGCCUCCGGAGCCGGGUUCGGAGAUGUCCACGCCCCGGGUGACAGCCGGCGGGGCGCUGCCCAGUGCUCCGGCUGUGAAGCCGACCGGCAGCAACGUGCAGUGAAAGUCUCGCCGCCGAGCAACAACCUUAAUGUAACGGCACAGCCAACAAGAUGAACGGAGCUUUGGAUCACUCAGACCAGCCAGACCCAGAUGCCAUUAAGAUGUUUGUCGGACAGAUCCCCCGGUCCUGGUCCGAAAAGGAGCUGAAAGAACUUUUUGAGCCUUACGGAGCCGUCUACCAGAUCAACGUCCUCCGGGACCGGAGUCAGAACCCUCCCCAGAGUAAAGGUUGUUGUUUCGUAACAUUUUAUACAAGAAAAGCUGCACUUGAGGCCCAGAAUGCACUGCACAAUAUUAAAACUUUACCUGGGAUGCAUCAUCCCAUUCAGAUGAAACCUGCAGAUAGUGAAAAGUCCAACGCCGUGGAAGACAGAAAAUUGUUCAUAGGAAUGGUUUCGAAGAAGUGUAAUGAGAAUGAUAUCAGGGUGAUGUUUUCUCCAUUUGGCCAGAUAGAAGAAUGCCGGAUUCUCCGGGGACCUGAUGGGCUGAGUCGAGGCUGUGCGUUUGUCACAUUUUCUACAAGGGCAAUGGCACAGAAUGCAAUCAAAGCCAUGCAUCAGUCUCAGACCAUGGAGGGCUGCUCUUCACCUAUCGUGGUGAAGUUUGCUGAUACUCAGAAGGACAAGGAGCAAAGGCGCCUCCAACAGCAGCUUGCACAACAAAUGCAACAGCUCAACACUGCCACCUGGGGGAACCUGACAGGUCUGGGCGGACUCACUCCACAGUACCUGGCGCUUCUGCAGCAGGCCACCUCCUCCAGCAACCUGGGUGCGUUCAGUGGCAUUCAGCAAAUGGCUGGCAUGAAUGCUUUACAGUUACAGAAUCUGGCGACGCUGGCUGCUGCUGCAGCCGCAGCCCAGACCUCAGCCACCAGCACCAAUGCAAACCCUCUCUCUACCACGAGCAGCGCCUUGGGAGCCCUCACGAGUCCCGUGGCUGCUUCAACCCCUAACUCCACUGCUGGUGCAGCCAUGAAUUCUCUGACCUCUCUUGGGACUCUGCAAGGAUUGGCUGGAGCCACUGUUGGAUUGAAUAAUAUUAACGCACUAGCAGUUGCUCAAAUGCUCUCAGGUAUGGCGGCUCUCAAUGGAGGACUUGGCGCCACAGGCUUGACGAAUGGCACGGCUGGCACCAUGGACGCCCUCACCCAGGCCUACUCAGGAAUUCAGCAGUAUGCGGCAGCCGCACUGCCCACUCUGUACAGCCAGAGCUUGCUGCAACAGCAGAGCGCUGCGGGUAGCCAGAAGGAAGGUCCAGAAGGGGCAAACCUCUUUAUUUACCAUCUUCCACAGGAGUUUGGAGACCAGGACAUUCUGCAGAUGUUCAUGCCUUUUGGAAAUGUUAUCUCUGCUAAAGUCUUCAUUGACAAACAGACCAAUCUGAGCAAGUGCUUUGGUUUUGUUAGCUACGACAAUCCAGUCUCUGCACAAGCUGCUAUACAGGCUAUGAAUGGCUUUCAGAUCGGCAUGAAACGCUUGAAGGUGCAGCUGAAGCGCUCCAAAAACGACAGCAAACCUUACUGAUCCUAACCCCAGAGGCUCCCUGCUCUUAUUUUAGCUUUCUUAGGACAUCUUCAUGCCCGUUAGUUCAUCGUUUGCCUAGCAUGUCCCUGUGGCGUCUCAAAAAAAAAAAAAAAAAGUUUCAUCGUCCCGUCAUUGUUUCUGAUGUCUUUCUGACCUCACAUCAUAUUUGGUUCUCCUACUGACCUUUGAUCUAGUUUGACCUUUGAAAUUUGCAUGUGACCUCAUCUAGCUAUGAAUUCUGGGAAGUCAAUGUGAAAAACAUUGCUGCAUUCAUGCAAGACUGAAAUUUAUUAUUAGACAAAUUAAUUAUAGAAAAAAACCUGUGGCAAAAAUGUUUCUUUCGUAUUUUUUUUUUCUUUUCAUAAAACAGACUUGAAAGUAUUAUACAGGGAUUGGCAUUCUUCCCGGUCACUGGUAACAAUAGCAAUAUGUGUCCAGGGACACAGAAUGUUGGUUUCUAACAGACUACUUCCAAAAACAGUUUGAGAAAAAAAACUGUCUGAUUUUAAGUCUCUAGAGGUCUGUAAUAGUUUUUACAUUUUUCAGGCAGUGUAAAGUUUUUUGAUAAGGCCAUUUUAGGUGGCUCACUUUCUCAUUAAGAUAUAUAUAUAGAACCACUUUUUGUAGAUUAGUAUAAGAAAAAUAUUUACCCUGUUUUGGGGCAAAUGCUACCUAUUUGUGUCACCUUUUGCUGAACUGACUCACAGUUAGACAAUCCAUGGUUUAAUGCACAUGAAAUUACCUAUAUUUUAUACUGUUUCAAUGUACAGGAGAAAGGUUACUGUAAACUGUGUUAUGUUGGUGCUUCUGUGAAUUCAGUUGUGGUUUCAUCAUGAGUCUUAUGGUCUUAAUGUUAUCUGUUGAUAAGACAAGUUUAGAAUUGGUUUACUUAAAAAAAAGAAUUUCAAAAAAAAGUUGUUUGCUUAAAAAAAAUUUCAUGUGAGGGGGAAAAAAAAACCUAUUCCAGAAUAAGUUUUGUGUUGGCUUGUGAAGCAUUGAUGUCAUUUUUUUUUUUUAUUGUGGACUAUUUAGAUGUGUUUGUGUUCAGCAAAAUGUGAUUUUUUUUUUCUUUUAAAGAAAAAAAGUGAAAAUAUAUAGUGCCAAAUUCCAAAGGUACUUCCUUCCUAGAGCUUCAGUGUGUUUCUUGUGAGAAGUAAUUUGAUAACAUGGGUAUUUUAUUAUGUGUUUUGUAUAAAUCCCUAAUAUUUAAAAAAAAAAAAGGUUAAAAAGUUUGUUAACUUGCUAUCCUGUGGUCUUGUUGCCUGAAAUUGUUAUUGUUUGUUAUUUCUCUAUGAUGUUUUUUGUAAGACAUUGUAUAAGUGCCCAUGUCUCACUUUUUUAACCACUCUGCACAUCAAUGCUGUGAAGGCAACCUCACAAUGUAUUUUCUUCAUAAUAUAUGGAAACCUCUAAGGUGAGAAAGUUUUGAACUUUAACCCUUUCUACCCAGAGCUAUCUGGAAUGUUGUUGAUACUUUUUUAUACUAUCAUCAUUUGAGUUUGUUUUGGGGUGUUUCCAAUUUGGAUUUCUCCCCCCUGCAUAGAUCAUGAGGGUUUUUUUUUUUUUUCUUGUUGUUGUUGUUGUUGUUUUUCUCCUCAUUUGGUUGACAUACAAGUGGAAAAAACACAAGGCAACUCUGAAGGGAAAAAAAAAGCUUUUUUGCUCCUAUACCAUUUUCUUUUUCUUUUUUUUUUUUUUUUUAACUUCUGGUUAUUUUUUAAGAAUUCCUAGUUUGCUGCUGGAAUUCUUCAGUUUCAGUUAAAAAUAGUUUAUUAGAUUAAACCCUAUGAGGGGAAAAGGUAGAGUCAUCACUCAAGUACAUCUUAAAAAUGCUGUAUGCUUUUCAGGUCGGGUUACUGGUAUGUUGUAGUGCAGAAUAUGUUCCAAUGUGUUGCAGUUAAAUGACGGUGCUGGGAGAGUCUUUCGAAGGAUUUUGCUUCUGCAAAGUAAAUACUCCUAAUCAGCCCUUGUGCUGGGAAUUCUCUGGCCCAGUGAGUGGAUACUGCUGAAUACCCAAGGUGUCUGGAAUUAGGAGCCCAGUAGCCUUUUCCUUGCCAUUUUUCAACGACUGAAUGCAUUUAAACGGGUCUGACAUAGCAGCGGGGCCCAGUUCUGCAUCAGUCGCUGACCACACAGCGAGCACCAGUUCCUGCUGCCACUCUUGAAAGUGCCAUACCACUGACUGACUUUCCGCGAACAAGAGACCUUGCUGUCUUGACAAACCCUGAUGUCACACCCACAGCCCCAACACAGACUACAGCCAUUCUGGAAGCUUCCUGUUCCUAGCUCCCUUUCCUUCCCCCAUUUCCCAGUCAGCACCUUGUUUGGUUUCAUGUGUGUGUGGAUGCGAUAGCCCUGGGAUGGAAAGGACUAGCCUCUAAUGAUGCAAAAAAAAAAAAAGUUUCCUUCUCAUAGCACAUGCACUUACACUGAAGCGACUUGUAUUAUCCUCACACGCGUUUACUACUGCUGGGGCCUUCCUUCAUCCUCUGAGGGCUAUUUUGUACUUCGCGCAGCACUCAGCUUAACAACAGUCACCCCACCCGUGUCUCUCAUGUGGAUUAUAUGGUGGUGUGGAGAUACACAGUUUGAAAUCCACAGGCCAUUUCAUUCAGAAUACCUUCAUUUAUCAGCCGCAUCAAUGUCAACAAAGCUUUCUGAUUGCGUCACCGGCGCCAACUGCCCUCCUGCUGCCCUCUUCGCCCACCGGCAUCUCCCCCAGAGGAGGGAGGAGCAAGGAAAGCCUGCCGCCAGGAGGCGCAGGUGGGCACCUUGACUAUUUCCUGUCCUGCAGAGGAUCGAGACAGUACACAUAGGGGGAAACAUCUUUUUUUUUUUUUUGUAUACUACAUUGGUAAACACAUAGCCUUCUUCAGAGACAAACUGUCCUAGCUUGUUAGUCACUUUAUCUUCUAAUAUCAAAAGGAGAAAGCUGCAAGGGUGCAAAGGGCCUGUGCCAGAAGAACACACACAGGGAAACUUUUUUUUUUAACAAAGUGUAUAGAAUAGUCAUUUUUAAACUAAAAUAGAAAAUUGUGAUAAAAUGGCAGUCAUCAAAGGCGUGACAAGUUCAUCUUUCUUUCACCAUAGGGGUUAUAGUUCUUUGGCUUGUGCUACUCUGGAAUCAUUUUACUGUUUGUUUUUAUUCUCUUCAGUGCUAAUUAAAAAGAAGAAAUAAAAUUUUAAAAAAAACCCGUAGUUUCAUUACCUUUUUGAAUAAUGUCAUACAAAAAAUGUAUUUGUGUUUUUUUGUGCUGUGAGAAUUGCUGUUUGUAGAUUAAUAUCAUUUUGUUUAGAAUUACAAAAUAGUUUUUAAAUAUUGUCUGAGAAAAGCCAAAGUUAAUGCAACCUAGUGGAAACUGUAAGACCAUUUGAGUAUUGUUUGUUUUAAUGAUGCAUUUGGAUUUUGUUGUUUGAUGGAAUUUGAGCCAAAAAAAAAAAAAAAACCACGCAGGCUUUCCUAUUUCUACAACUGAUUGUACUUAUGCAUUUUGUACCAGUGGAACUUUUUAUACUGGAGAUUAAAAAAAAAUGGAAAUUUUUGUGGCUUCCUCUAGUGGGCCCCUGACAAUGACUGACUUCAAGUUUGAUUUCUGGUUGACAGGAAGAAAGUUGCUUUUCUUUCAAGAAUUAAAAACUUUGGCUUGAUUUCUUUUUUCCCUUUGCUUAUAUCUAGCAUUAGAAUUUUGUCUUAAAAUACAGCGGUAAGUUUCACUUUUUAUUCUGUAUUGUGCAGUUACACAAUAAGGUAAUUAGACUUAGAAGUACUCAGUCACUUUAAGUGGAUAAAUGUAUUAGUUAAACUUUAGGGGUUUGCUUUUUUGCUGUUUAGAUCAAAGUUUUUUCUGAUUCUUCUGUCCUCAUUGUGAACAUAACCGUGUAGUUGAAACAGUCAAACUUAUUUUUGUAAUGUAUGUUAUUGUGUGAUGCAGUUUUUUGCUUCUGUCUCCAAUAUUAAACCAUUUUCCUAAUA
Lepus europaeus (European hare) is the source of this 5672-nucleotide messenger RNA. It is a transcript of the gene CELF2, whose product is annotated as CUGBP Elav-like family member 2. Gene Ontology annotation, cellular component: cytoplasm; ribonucleoprotein complex; nucleus. The record is from RefSeq and is a predicted model, not a curated record. Lineage: Eukaryota; Metazoa; Chordata; Mammalia; Lagomorpha; Leporidae. Bases 227 to 1699 code for a protein of 490 amino acids. Gene Ontology annotation, molecular function: mRNA 3'-UTR binding. The transcript is spliced from 14 exons. Gene Ontology annotation, biological process: mRNA splice site recognition; regulation of alternative mRNA splicing, via spliceosome.